Messenger RNA from Maudiozyma barnettii, 1512 nucleotides. RefSeq names its product FG-nucleoporin NUP42 (gene NUP42). The record is from RefSeq and is a predicted model, not a curated record. The coding region runs from base 1 to 1512 and encodes 503 amino acids. The transcript has a single exon. Gene Ontology annotation, molecular function: metal ion binding. Lineage: Eukaryota; Fungi; Ascomycota; Saccharomycetes; Saccharomycetales; Saccharomycetaceae.
AUGGCAUAUAACAAUAACUCAAAACAGAUACCGUGUAAAUUUUUCCAACAAGGAUAUUGUAAAUUUGGGACUUCGUGUAAGUUUGCUCAUGUAUAUGCCAAUGCCAAUGGCCCUAAUAAUAAUAAUAAUUUAAACAAUCAAAAUAACUUAUUUAUACAGGGAAAUAACAAUAAUAAUAGUAAUAAUGAUAAUGGAAGUUUCGGUCAACCUGCAUUUGGAUCUAGUGGAUUUGGUAAUUCAAAUGCUAAUCCUUUCGGCUCGAUAAAUAAUAACAAUCAGAACACAACUGGUCAAAAUCUAACAAAUUCAUUUGGACAACCAGCAUUUGGCCAAACAGGCGGAAGUAGUGCAUUUGGGCAACCUGCAUUUGGAUCCUCAGCUGCUACAACAGGUGCAUCUCCUUUCUCAUCAAUUCAAAAUAAUACAAAUUCUUCUGCGCCUAAUGCAUUUGGGACAUCAAGUAUGACAAAUAAUAAAAAUCCAGGCAAUCCUGGAGCUUUUGGCAAGCCUGCAUUUGGAAACCCAAACCCUUCUUCGAUGUCGUCAGCGUUCGGCUCAUCAUCCUUCGGAGCCUCUAAUAACACAACAGCGACAGGUAACUCACCUUUCGGAAAUGUUCAAAAUUCUAGUACAAACUCUGGGAAUGCUUUUGGAAGUUCUGGGUUUGGAACUACGAAUAUCGCAUCAUCUAAUCCAGGUUCAUCAUUCGGCACAUCAGCAUUCGGGGCACCUGCAUUCGGUGGUAACGCCAACCAGAAUAAAGCAUUUGGCACCACCACUACAAAUAAUAUAUCACCUUUUGGUGCUAUAACUAAUGGUACAAAUAACCCCCAGAAUAGUCCAUAUGGGACAACUACAAAUACCAAUACAUUUUCAACUCCCUUUGGUGCAAUUAAUAAAACUACUGGUCCAAGUACAUUUAAUAAUACUAAUACAACUACAGCGGCAAGUCCGUUUGGAUCAGUAAAUAAUAUAAGCAAUACAAGUCCAUUCGGUGCUGCUGCUAAUCCAAAUACUAAAAGUGUCUUUGGUGUUGUCGAAAAUACAGUCGGGACGAAUGGAUUUAGUGUCAAUAGUACUGAAAGCAUAAACAAUGGUCCAUUUGGAGCUCCUUCUACAGAAACUACAGGGAAAUCAUCAUUUGGGCAACUUGGGGCUACUAAUCUUGCAUUUUCCCAAAGCUUUGCCAAUAAUGCAACGCCUUUUGGUAAUAUAACAUCUAGCACAUCUAACGAUACCUCGAAUGCAUUUGGUGGACAAACAAGUAAAGCUAUCAAUAAUACAACUAAUGUGACAACUAAUUCAUUGUUUGGAAGCGGAAACCCUAAAGUACUUACACAAGGAAAUGCAUCUGCAGUUGCUAUGUCAGCUAAUAAUGUAAGCAACACUAAUGUUGACGUUUCAAGUACGGGUAUUGAGUUAAGUGUUGAAAUAUUAGAAGCCUUUAAGGCAGCAGAUUUCGAACUUGGAAAAGUACCAGAUUUACCACCUCCAAUUGCAUUGGUCUCAUAA